UCUUGAUUGACUGGUGGACUACUUUCUUUACAAGACUGAAGGGAUGAGGAGGAGACUGGCUCAGAUCCUGGGCCUGCUGCUCUGCGUACUGGGCUGGGGCUUGGUGGGCUGCACCGUUGCUAUGGACCACUGGAGAGUGGCCCAGCUGGGGGGUCAGGCGGGCUCGUCUGUGGUGGUGACAGCCUGGUUCUGGUCAGACCUGUGGAAGGACUGCUUUGAGGACUCCACCGCUCUGGUGAACUGUGUGGACUUCGGGGUGCUGUGGACGGUCAAACCGUAUAUCCAGGCAGUUAGGGGGCUCCUGAUGAUCGGCCUUUGCCUCGGCUUGAUUGGCACAGUGCUCACAUUUUUUGGAGUGGAGUGCACACACAUUGGAGGAGACCAGAGACGUAACGACCAGCUGCUAAUAACGGCAUCUGCUCUCCACCUGGUCGGCUGUGGAUCAGACGUGGCUGGUUACUGUUUAUACAUAAACAGAGUGGUUGCAGCUUUUUUACACAGCAAAGCAGAUCCGUCAAAACUGGGCUAUGAAAUUGGACCACCCCUAUAUCUUGGCCUGGUGGGGAGUUUCCUUAUUUUCCUUGGCUGUACAAUUCACUGCGCAACUGUGUGCAGAGUUAAGCAACCAGAAAGCAGACGUCACAUGGUUCCUGUUAUCAGAGACAAACACGAGGAAAAAGAAGAGUUAAGAAUCUACACAGGGUCAAAAAGGUCACAUGACUCCCAAAGUGUUUCUGCAUACAAGGUGGCUUCUAUUGUGAUUGUCUAAAACAACAGAUUCAUUUGUACAUUUUUUCUAUAAUCUAUAUUUUUGUUACAUCAUAAUUAUUCAUUGAAUUGUUAAAAGCGCCCUGUAGAGUUUUCUACCAGCUCUUUUUACAACUGGGUGUAAUAAGAAGUGUUUUAGCCCCAGAAACAAUAUCAGAAUAAGCUCUAAAAAAAUCAUUUCUAGCGGCCAUUUUUCUAACUUCACCAAAUAAAGAAACUGUAAGAAUUAAGGCACUGACACAUUUGCUGAUGUAAGUACUAGCUAUUGUUCUGUUAAACAGCUUAUCGUUAUUAUUUUUCAUAAUGUUAUAAUCAAUGCUUAUAAACUUGACGUUGAACUGAUGAUGUUUCAGAAAUCUGCUACAGAAAAUUACUCAUCAUUUCUCUUUGGGGAUGCCAGACUAAUAAAAAAUAAUUUACAGAUUUUUCAAUAAUGAAAAUAUUAUUAUUGCAUGUCUUUGUAAAUUACUUUUGUUCCUAUGCAACAUAAAAGUAAUUAAAUGUUUUGUUAUUUUUUGAGUGUGGCAAACAGAAAGGUUACCAUUUCAUUACUCAUUAUUUUUGGGUUGUAAACGUGUCAGAAAAGAAUAAAAAGUGUUUGAAGAUGGAAUAAAAUGGUUAAUUUUGCAACUAUGAGGAAGUAAAAGUGUUAAGUAUAUCAGUAAAAUGAUCCAGAGAGACGUCAUCCCUCACCGUUCCUGGGAACAUGAAGGAUGCUUACUGGGCAAAACCG
Molecule: messenger RNA, 1501 nt
Organism: Seriola aureovittata
Lineage: Eukaryota; Metazoa; Chordata; Actinopteri; Carangiformes; Carangidae
Product: claudin-10-like
Exons: 7
Coding region: 44-769 (241 amino acids)
Biological process (GO): cell adhesion; bicellular tight junction assembly
Cellular component (GO): bicellular tight junction; plasma membrane
Molecular function (GO): structural molecule activity
Source: RefSeq, a predicted model, not a curated record